AAACCAUAAGCCAAACCCCUCUCUUUAACAAUAUGCAAACUCACGACGAGAUGGAUGUGUGUUCAACCGUCACGACCAAGAAGCUCUCAAGCCUCGCGAAACUAAUCCUCUUCACCAUCCAGAAGGUCUCAGACGCCUCACGUCACAAACUCCUCACAACUCUCGAUCCACACCAACUCGCGAGACAUGGCAAGACCCUACGCAAGUCUCUGAACGACGCCGUAUCAACUUCCCACUCACACAUCACGUGCCGUCCCUCCGACCACGAAGAUGUAAGAUCCUCCUUCAUCUCGCCUGUACCGUUACAGCUUGACUACGAGUUCAGCUGCAGCAGCACCCCACCGAGACGUUCCUGCGCCACAACCAUCACGGGAUGCCACGUCAGCAACGGACGACGCAGACCGGUCAUCAACAAAAGCCAAGCGUAUAUCCGGUACAAGGCGCUCCCCAAGGUCCGACACGUGGCGGCGGCCGUGUUUCCUGACGUAGCUAGUAGCGCGGGAACCAUGGAUAGCUGCCACGUGGAUGGAGCCGCGGAGGAGUUUAUACAGAGGUUUCAUAGACAGCUGAGGUUGCAGAGGUGGAUGAUGGCUCAGGAGGUUUAGAACAUUUGAUUCAUUUAGAGUCACUUUCAUUGCAAUAAAUAUAUCACAUCAGUUAAAAAUAAAUAUGUAAUAGGUAACUUUCCUAGUCUCGUUUUAACUUUCUAAGCUCUCCUUACGUCUUACGUUUUUUUUUUGUGUGUAAUCCAUUACAUUAUCGUGUUUAGGAUCUGCUUGGGUGAAACUGUUGGAAAAUCAAUCUUCGAGAUAGCU
Molecule: messenger RNA, 815 nt
Organism: Eruca vesicaria subsp. sativa (arugula)
Lineage: Eukaryota; Viridiplantae; Streptophyta; Magnoliopsida; Brassicales; Brassicaceae
Source: the annotation of a GenBank genome assembly